Messenger RNA from Xylaria bambusicola, 2660 nucleotides. RefSeq lists its product as uncharacterized. Lineage: Eukaryota; Fungi; Ascomycota; Sordariomycetes; Xylariales; Xylariaceae. Gene Ontology annotation, biological process: protein processing. The record is from RefSeq and is a predicted model, not a curated record. Gene Ontology annotation, molecular function: metalloendopeptidase activity. Bases 223 to 2307 code for a protein of 694 amino acids. Gene Ontology annotation, cellular component: plasma membrane. The transcript is spliced from 6 exons.
UGUCUGUUCAGCCACUGCUGCUAGCCAAUAAAGCAGUGGCUACUAAAAAAAGAUUAUUCCUAAAUACCAAGCAUUUAGGAAAUACGUCAUUCAAAAAUGCCGUGAGCGAGGUCUCUCGACUGAGGCUGUAUAAUUAAAAAUAUAAAAUAUGACAAUUCCAACAGAAGAGGUUUGAACUUCUUGCAUCAGGCCUCUCACACCUCCUUCCCCUUACAGAUUAAUAUGGCUGCCAAUAUGACGGGCUCAUUGGGAUUGUGCACAACACCGGCCUGUGUCCAGGCCACCGCAAGAAUACUCACCAACAUGCACCCAGAAUACAACUCCAUUGACCCAUGCACUAACUUCGACGCCUACGUCUGCGGAGGUUUCCCUGCGGAUCACCCAUUCGAAGUAACUGAUACUUUAACGGGAAUCCAGAACCGAAACAAGGAUGUCAUCGUACAGCUGCUAACUCACCCUUACAACCCACAGAGCGAUGCUACAAGCGACGAUGAAGAUGUUUUUAACAUGGUGGCCGGUGAUUUCGCUGCGUGCCUAGAUGUCGAUACGAUUGAGAAGAAUGGAUUAGCCGGAGUCCCUGAUAUAAUCGCUCAGGUACAGAAGCUAUUUCCCGUUGAGAACUAUGCUUCCAACAAAACGUUAGAGGGCAACUAUGAGAAAUGGGCAGAUGCACUCGCAUACUUGAACUCUGUUGGCGCAGCUGUGUUUGGAGACUUUGGCACUUUCGUGGAUGUGGAAAACCCCGAGUCCAUGAUUCCUGCGUUCAACUUGGUCAGCCCAACCGCCGAUAAACCUAUUCCAUCCACCUAUGACAUUUCUAGUCUUGCUACCCAGGGCAAUGUCACAACUAUUGAAGCUCUCAUCGAAGUGCUCAUACCACAAGCUGUCGAGCAAGGUGUCUCCAAACAGCUGGCGAAGAGUUUGUUAACAUUUUCGACACAAUUGGCUGGGGUAUUUGCUACCGCCUUGGCCGAUUCCACGGGUCUUGACCUGGAUGAUCUUCUAUACUAUACUACAACAGUCGAAGAAGCUGAGAAUGCUGCACCAGCAAUGGGAUUCAAAGAGGUUAUAGAACGCAGGGCGCCAGAGGGAUACUCGGUCGAGCGAAUGCAGCUCCAAAUACCGGAUGUAUGGAUGAACGUUUCCACGCUUGUCAGCCAGACAUCCACCGCUACCCUCCAGACCGUAUUGAUCUUCUCUGCCUACGGCAACUAUGCAUCCUACGUCGCAGGAUCUGUUGAUCCUACUGCGGACCGAGUUGACACAUGCGCCGAUUAUCUCGACACGAGUAUCGCUUGGAUGACUAGCAAGCUUUUCAUAGAACAAGAAUACGACGACGAAGAUCGCACGGCAGUGACUACCCUAAUGAACAACCUCCUCGCUUCGUUCGGCGAGCGCGCGAAGAAUGUGCCCUGGAUAGACGACGACACCAAGAAGCUCAUCCAGAUCAAGCUAGACGAUAUGGCUCUACGCGUGGGAUACCCUAUGGAUACGCCCGAUGCGCUCAACGCCACAAACCUGAAGGCUUAUUACGAUGGCGUGAAGAUCACAGGCUCGUACUUCUCCAAUGCACUCUCUAUCCGCAAGUGGUACUCUGAACUUGAGUGGAAAGCCCUUUCAUUCCCUGUUGAUGAAAAUACAUGGCCUAACUACGGUGUUCACUCCUGGAUCGCCAACGCCCGGCAAUGGCGUGAGAGAAACACUGCCAUCGUCCCUGCCGGCAUAUCUCAAUUCCCUCUCUUCGACCGUAAGGCGCCUAAGUACCUUUCAUACGGCGGGUUAGGCGUUGUCGCCGGCCAUGAGGUUACUCAUGGUUUCGACAGCGUCGGUCGCCACUUCGAUCAAACCGGCCGACUGCAAGAUUGGUGGUCUGACUCCAGCGCGGAAACCUUCGACAACAAGACUCAAUGCUUCGUUGAGCAGUACUCCAAGGUGCCCAUCAUUGGCUUUGACGGGGUCACUGCUAAGUCGGGCAAGAACGAAACGAUCUACGUGGACGGUGUUACCACACUCGCUGAGAACAUUGCGGACGCCGGUGGCCUGCUGACUUCGUAUGAUAUGUGGAAGAAGCUCGACAACGCGUGCCCGGAGAAAGGCUUGCCGGGCCUGGAACAGUUCACGAAAGAUCAGCUCUUCUUUAUCGCCUACGGCCAGGUCUGGUGUUCUAGACUAACACCCGCCCAAGCUGCUACACCAAAUGCACACGCACCUCCCUUUGCGCGUUCGCGCGUCGCCCCUCAGAAUUCAGCAGCAUUCCUAGAAGCUUUCAAAUGCAAAAAGAAGGAGCCAACCUGUGCGCUGUGGUAAGCGCAUUACUAUCGCUGGAAACAGCAGAAACUGUAAUCUAUGAUUUUAAUUCGUGUUUCAUAUAUUUGGGUAAUGAGGUUGGGUUUUGAUGUCAGGAGAAUGUAGUAUAUUAUUACAUAGGUAUGACUGAUGACUGGGCGCCAGAUUGUCGUUUAUUCUGAACAAAAUAAAACAGACUGCUUCUCAUCAGGCCUGUACUAAACCAUUGCGAUGAUCGUGUAUCGUCGUUUGAUUGUAACGAAACCCAACACCGCUUCUAAUUGAAACCAGAUAUUCCAAGCGUUUCGAGGUAUUCAUCAGAGAUCACCAGCUGCCCCUUGCAAAGAUCGCUAAUUCAUCUUCAUCCCUUUUAU